Molecule: messenger RNA, 1457 nt
Organism: Tetranychus urticae (two-spotted spider mite)
Lineage: Eukaryota; Metazoa; Arthropoda; Arachnida; Trombidiformes; Tetranychidae
Gene: Cth
Product: Cystathionine gamma-lyase
Biological process (GO): transsulfuration
Cellular component (GO): cytoplasm
Molecular function (GO): cystathionine gamma-lyase activity; pyridoxal phosphate binding
Source: RefSeq, a predicted model, not a curated record
UAAUGUCAAGUCUUCUCAUUUCAUUUACAAUUUUACUUAACAGCUCUUUUCUAACCAUUUCUAUUUCUCUACAAUUAGUUUAGAAAAUAGUUUAUAAAAUUAGAGUUCUAGUUUUUAGUGCCAUUAUAAUCAACCUACCUAACCAUCUAAUUAUAAAAUAAUGUCAUCCCACCAACAAGAAACCAAAGCCAUCCAUGUCGGACAAGAGCCUGAACAAUGGUCUCAUCGCGAAGUUGUUCCUCCCAUCAGUCUUGCAACUACUUAUAAGCAGCCUAGACCUGGUGAAGCUAUUUCAUACGAAUAUGGACGAAGUGGCAACCCUACUAGAUGUUGUCUUGAAAAGUGUUUAGCAUCUCUUGAAAAUGCAGAGCAUGGAUUCUGUUUCAGCAGUGGAUUAGCUUCAAUCACUACAUUAACAUAUCUAUUGAAAAGUGGCGACCAUAUAAUCUCUGGUGAUGAUAUUUAUGGUGGAACCAACAGGUUAUUUCAAAAAUGUGCCGCUCGAAUGGGAUUAACCACAACAUUUGUUGAUGCUCGUGAUGUCAAAAAUAUUGCGAAAGCUUUACAACCAAACACCAGAUUGAUCUGGAUGGAAACUCCAACCAACCCAACCAUGAAACUUGCUGAUAUUAAGGCAAUUGCUGAUUAUGUCAAAACUCUUGAUAACGUUAUACUUGCUGUUGACAACACCUUCAUGUCUCCAUAUUUUCAGAAACCAUUAGAUUUAGGUGCUGAUAUCGUUCUCCAUUCAAUCAGCAAAUACAUCAAUGGACAUUCAGAUGUAAUCAUGGGAGUGAUUAUGACUCGACGGGAGGAUCUUGCUGAGCGAAUAAGAUUUUUCCAAAAUGCCCUAGGAGCCGUUCCUUCACCAUUUGAUUGUUUCCUUGUCAAUCGAGGGGUCAAAACCUUAGCUGUACGAAUGGAAUGUCAUCAGCGUAAUGGCUUAGAAAUCGCGAAGUACCUUGAAUCACAUCCAAAAGUGGCAAAAGUAUAUCAUCCAGGUUUACCUAGUCAUCCUCAGCAUGAGCUUCACAAAAAACAAUGCUCUGGGUCAAGUGGAAUGAUAUCUUUUGAAAUUAAAGGAGGUAAAAAAGAAGCUUCAGAUUUUGUUGCCAAUUUAGAGAUUUUUACUCUUGCUGAAAGUCUUGGUGGAAUUGAAUCACUAAUUGAGAUACCAUCUUUAAUGACACACACGUCGGUCCCACUCGAACAAAGGAAACAGCUCGGUAUCAGUGAUAGUUUGGUUCGAGUAUCAGUUGGAAUUGAGUCAAUCCAAGAUUUAAUAGCUGAUAUGGAUCAAGCUUUCGCCAAGAUCUGAUAAAAUCAAUGAUUACAGCCUAUCUUGUUGAAAUCUUUUGUAUUGGAUUUUUUCAAUAAUUGAAUUUUGUGAUGAUUGUCUCACCAUAAAAAUUGUUACUUGGUUAAAAUAUUUCAAUAGAACCUUUGAAUAAAAUUAA